Microplitis demolitor is the source of this 1497-nucleotide messenger RNA. RefSeq names its product tyrosine aminotransferase (gene Tat). The record is from RefSeq and is a predicted model, not a curated record. The transcript is spliced from 11 exons. Gene Ontology annotation, molecular function: L-tyrosine:2-oxoglutarate transaminase activity; pyridoxal phosphate binding. Gene Ontology annotation, biological process: biosynthetic process; aromatic amino acid metabolic process. Bases 196 to 1497 code for a protein of 433 amino acids. NCBI's taxonomy places the organism in Eukaryota, Metazoa, Arthropoda, Insecta, Hymenoptera, Braconidae.
UCUUUUUAAUUAAUUAUCAGAAUAAAUAAAUAUAUAUAUACAUAUAUAUAUGUAUAAGUUGAUGGGUAUUUUGAAUAAGACGGAUUACGUAAGAGGGAAAAAUUGGGCAGGACAAUUGCGGACGGAAAUAUUGGCCGUAUUAAUAUAAAUUUAUUGGUUGUAUUUUAUUUGGGAAAAUAAAAGAGCAAUUUUUCUAUGACAAUGUCGAAUACCGUCAGUACAUCUCGUGAACGAUGGGAUGUUCGUGCUUCAGACAUUGCGAGGCGUACUCACAAUCCUAUCAGGGCUAUUGUAGAAAAUAUUGUGGUCGAGCCAAACCCAAAUAAAAAGCUCAUAGCACUUUCUAUUGGUGAUCCAACGACAUUUGGUAAUUUGAAACCUCCAAAAGAAGUAAUUGAAGCCAUACAACAAAGUGUCGGUUCAUAUGAAUACAAUGGAUAUGCACCGAGUACUGGCCAUCAGAAAGCGCGCGAAGCUGUUGCCGAAUACUGUUCGACUGAAAAUCUCAAAGUGGAUGCUAAAGACGUGAUAUUGUGUAGUGGGUGUUCAUGUGCCUUAGAUUUGUGCAUAACGGUAUUAGCUAAAGAAGGCCAGAAUAUUUUGAUACCCAGACCUGGAUUUUCUCUGUACCGCACUCUCGCAGUAGGACUCGGUGUGACUGUCAGAGCUUACAAUCUUUUGCCGGAUCUAGGUUGGGAAAUAGAUCUCGAUCAUCUCGGAUCGUUGAUCGACGAGAGAACCGCCGCAAUCAUUGUAAAUAAUCCUUCUAAUCCUUGUGGUUCUGUCUACAGUCGUCAUCACCUGUUGGAUAUCAUCGAUGUCGCUGCUAAAUAUCAUGUUCCUGUUAUUGCUGACGAAAUCUACGAGCACAUGGUUUUUCCUGGACGGACAUUUUAUCCACUGGCCUCUCUAUCAACAGAAGUUCCAAUUUUGUCAUGCAGCGGUUUAGCCAAAAGGUUUCUCGUGCCUGGAUGGCGAAUGGGAUGGGUAAUAAUUCACGACCGACAAAAUAUAUUCAAUAAUGAGAUACGCCAGGGUUUGCAAAGUCUAAGCCAAAGAAUAAUUGGUAGCAGUACAAUAAUUCAAGGAGCAUUACCAGGAAUACUUAAAAAUACGCCUCAACGAUUUUUCGACGACGUUACCAAGCUUCUGUAUAAUCACUCGAUAACGACGUUCAAUCUUAUUAAAGAGAUUCCUGGACUGAAGCCAAUUAUGCCUGACGGGGCCAUGUACAUGAUGGUGCAUAUCGAUUUGGAAUCCUUUCCCGAAUUUAAUACCGAAGUUGAUUUCGUCGAGCGGCUUUUGAUGGAAGAGUCUGUUUUCUGUCUACCCGGAGGCUGCUUUGACUUGCCGUCUUACAUAAGACUGGUAAUAACAGUGCCGGUGGAAAUGCAAGAGGAAGCUUGCAAGAGAAUCCGAGACUUUUGUCAUCGGCACCACUGCAAAACGCAAAAUUUAAUAAAAAAUUCUAUUGAAGGCGUUGAGAUACCUUAUUAA